AUGUCAGUCCCUGGUGACAUGAUGGGUCCAGGUGACAUGGCGGGUCCAGGUGACAUGGCGGGUCCUGGUGACAUGUCAGUCCCUGGUGACAUGACGAGUCCAGGUGACAUGACGAGUCCAGGUGACAUGACGGGUCCAGGUGACAUGGCGGGUCCAGAUGACAUGACAGGUCCUGGUGACAUGUCAGUCUCUGGUGACAUGACGGGUCCAGGUGACAUGACGGGUCCAGGUGACAUGAUGGGUCCAGGUGACAUGGCGGGUCCAGGUGACAUGACGGGUCCAGGUGACAUGACGGGUCCAGGUGACAUGGCGGGUCCAGAUGACAUGACGGGUCCAGGUGACAUGACGGGUCCAGGUGACAUGGCGGGUCCAGGUGACAUGGCAGUCCUGGUGACAUGGUGGGUCCUGGUGACAUGGCGGGUCCAGGUGACAUGGCAAGUCAGGUGA
Saccoglossus kowalevskii is the source of this 447-nucleotide messenger RNA. Its product is annotated as tetra-peptide repeat homeobox protein 1-like. The record is from RefSeq and is a predicted model, not a curated record. Lineage: Eukaryota; Metazoa; Hemichordata; Enteropneusta; Harrimaniidae.